AUGCUUCGCAGAGAGGUGAGACAGAGGCGGGAGUACCUGUACCGGAAGGCCCAGGAGGACCGGCUGAGGACGAUAGAGGAGAAGAAACAGAAGCUGAAGGGAGCGCUUGAGGAAAACCGCCUGCUUCCCACCGAGGUGCGCAGAGAAGCCCUGCAGCUGCAGAAGCUGCUGGAGUUCGACGAUGAUGGGGCAGAAGGUGUCAGCUCCCACAUAGAUGACGAGUACAAGUGGGCCGGAGUGGAGGACCCCAAAGUCAUGGUCACCACCUCCCGGGACCCCAGCUCCAGACUCAAGAUGUUUGCCAAGGAGGUCAAGCUGAUGUUUCCGGGGGCCCAGCGCAUGAACAGAGGCAACCACGAGAUCGCCGCCCUGGUGCGGGCCUGCAAAGCCAACAACGUGUCGGACCUCGUCAUCCUGCACGAAACCAGAGGGCAGCCCGAUGGCCUGGUGGUGUGCCACCUGCCGUUCGGGCCCACGGCCUAUUUCACCCUCUACAACGUGGUGAUGAGGCACGACGUCCCCGACAUAGGCACCAUGUCGGAGGCCCACCCCCACCUCAUUUUCCACAACUUCAGCUCGCGGCUGGGCAAGCGGGUGUCAAAUAUCCUCAAGUAUCUUUUUCCCGUGCCGAAGGACGACAGCAGGCGCGUAAUCACCUUCGCUAACCAGGAAGACUUUAUUUCUUUCAGGCACCACACCUACAAGAAAACGGACCACAAGAACAUAGAGCUAACAGAAGUAGGACCCAGGUUUGAAAUGAAACUGUACAUGAUCAAACUUGGCACCUUGGAGAACGAGGGCACCGCAGACAUCGAGUGGCGGCACCAUGCGUACACGCACACGGCGAAGAAGAGGAGGUUUCUCAGUGUGCAGUAG
Messenger RNA from Menidia menidia (Atlantic silverside), 876 nucleotides. The record is from the annotation of a GenBank genome assembly. NCBI's taxonomy places the organism in Eukaryota, Metazoa, Chordata, Actinopteri, Atheriniformes, Atherinopsidae.